Messenger RNA from Scylla paramamosain (green mud crab), 5171 nucleotides. Its product is annotated as mucin-22-like. The transcript is spliced from 10 exons. The coding region runs from base 539 to 4108 and encodes 1189 amino acids. NCBI's taxonomy places the organism in Eukaryota, Metazoa, Arthropoda, Malacostraca, Decapoda, Portunidae. Gene Ontology annotation, molecular function: serine-type endopeptidase activity. Gene Ontology annotation, biological process: proteolysis. The record is from RefSeq and is a predicted model, not a curated record.
UCGCUCUUCUUCCUUCAGUCGGUGGUGAGUCUUUGUGUGGGCUGGGUGUGUGUGACGCCGCCUCCUUCUCUCUCUCUCUCCCUCACUCACUCACUGGCUCACUCUACCUCGCGGCUCAGAAGUGGCAGACAAACCCGGCAGUUCUUGAGUUCUUCUACUUGUUAUUUCGCCAAGGGAGAGGAGAGAGGAAGAGGUGCAGAGGAAACACUCGCAAUAACGUGAUAUGACAGAAGCACACGCGCCUGCACAUGAAGACGAGCUGAAGUGAGAGAAGCACUUCACUAGUGGACUUAGCGCUGGGUGUCCGUGUGUGCAAGUGUGAGAAAAGUGUGUACACGCGCCUACUGUGUGUGCUUGCGUACCAUGAGCCGUACACGCACCUAGACAGCACGCACACACAACACACACACACACACACACACACACACACACACACACACACACACACACAGACACACAGACACAGACACACAGACACACACACACAAGGAUCGACGACCUGAAGUGACUGCCCAUCAUCUUCAGCGUCGCCGUCAGAAUGUCUACCCCCGCCAGCAGGUCGAGGGGCCUGCUGCGAGUGGCGUGCCUGUUUGUGUGCCUGUCCGUGGCCGCCUCCUUCCCUUUCGCUAUCCUUCGAGGUAGUCGCUAUGGAUACUCUCGCAACAUCAAGCCAGUCAGAUGCACCGCCAAUGCAGAGGAGGGCACCUGUAUGUUUGCCUGGGACUGUAUGAAGGCUAAAGGAUCGCACCUGGGCACGUGUAUGGACAGCUUCUACUUCGGGUCAUGCUGCAAGCUGCCCAAAGGUACUAACAUCACUGAGCUGCCCAGCGACGUCUCCAACCAGAUCGACAGCUCGGAGGAAUCGGACACGACGCAAGGAGAACCAGAGGGUGAAGGGAGUGACGCAGAACAUAGCGAAGUGAGCGAAGGAAACCCAGAGUCAACUUUACCUGAGGAAGCUGAAAAACCAAGGCCACAGAUCCCUGGUUUUGUUGACCCCACUAGUACUACUUCCCCGGUUGAUCUCGGCCCGAUAGAACCCACGAGUGAAGGAGCAGCAGGAGGACAAGACGGCAUGCAGGGGGAUGAGACAGUAGGAGAACACACAGACAGUAUAGAAGAUGGCGUACAAGGGACAGUAGGAGGACAACAAGAAGACGGAGAAGGACAAGAAGAUGGUGUACAAAUGAUGACGGGAGGACAAGCAGGCAGUGCAGAGGGUGGAGAGGGAGGACAAGUUGAUAGUACAGAAGAUGGUGUAGAAGGGACAACAGAAGGACAGACCGACAGUGCAGAGGGGGCAGCAGAAGAACAAGGAACAGCGGGAGGACAAACAGGCAGUGCUGAGGAUGGAGCGGGAGGACAACAGACAGUAGGAGAGCAAACAGACAGUACUGAGGAGGGAGCGGGAGGACAACAGGCAACAGGACAAACAGACAGUACUGAGGAGGGAACAGGAGGACAACAGACAACAGGACAAACAGACAGUACAGAGGAGGGAGCGGGAGGACAACAGACAGCAGGAGAAGCAGACAGUACAGAGGAUGGUGUACAAGGGACAAUAGGAGGACAAGAAGCAGCGGGAGGACAAGACGCAGCGGCAGGACAAGACGCAGCGGCAGGACAAGACGCAGCGGCAGGACAAGAAGCAGCGGGAGGACAAGACGCAGCGGCAGGACAAGAAGCAGCGGGAGGACAAGACGCAGCAGUAGGACAAGACCCAGCGGGAGGACAAGACGCAGCGGGAGGACAAGACGCAGCGGGAGGACAAGACGCAGCGGUAGGACAAGACCCAGCGGGAGGACAAGACGCAGCGGGAGGACAAGACGCAGCGGGAGGACAAGACGCAGCGGCAGAACAAGACACAGCGGGAGGACAAGACGCAGCGGCAGGACAAGACGCAGCGGUAGGACAAGACCCAGCGGGAGGACAAGACGCAGCGGCAGGACAAGACGCAGCGGUAGGACAAGACGCAGCGGGAGGACAAGACGCAGCGGCAGGACAAGACGCAGCGGUAGGACAAGACCCAGCGGGAGGACAAGACCCAGCGGGAGGACAAGACGCAGCGGGAGGACAAGAGACAGUAGGAGAAGAACACACAGCAGGAGAGCAAGGGACAACAGAGGGAGAAGAGUCGUCCACGGUAGGAUCUCUCGCUCCCACUUCUGACGGAGAGGCAGAGGGGGAGACCCCGACGCAAGGCACUGAGGAGGACCCGGUGGAGGGUACAGAGGUGAGCGUGGCGGUGGACCCCUCCCCCUCCUCAGGCCCUCUGGAUCCCACCACUCCCUCCGCAGGCCAAGAUGGAGGAAGCGCUGAAGGAGAGGCAGGAGGAGUAACUAUAAGCGAUGAUGAAGGCGUUGAAACAGUGACCGAGACUUCAACAGUUACUGAAGGUGUUGAAGGGGUAGACGGGGGAAUCACUGGAGAAGGUGAGGAAGGUAGUGAAGAUGGUGGCGAAGGUACUGAAAGUGUGGCGAGUACUGCUGUGACCCAAGAACCACAAGUUCCCUCUGGUGGCGAGGAGGACACCACCGAAGUACCAACCUCGGAGAAAACUGACGUAGGCGCAGCAGGUGGAUCGACUCCUGUUGACAUCGCUUCCCCGACCCCUGUGGGAGCUCCAGGCACUGAGGCACCUCAAGAGGACACCACGACAAUACCCUUGGCCCAAACAACCAUAUCUGAAGAAGGACGCCCUGAAGGAAGCAUCCAUGAGGAAGGCGUGGAUUCCUUGACCACUCUCCGUUUACCAGAAGGCCACCACACCACCACCAUGUACUCAGACUCUCCCGCCACCACACCCAGUCCCGCGACUGGUGAAGUGGAGACGACCCCUUCAGUAGUCACUCAAGAAACGACCCUUCCGAGUAUCCUUCCUACGACCCUCAUCCCCGUCGCCUCAUCAUCCGAGGACACAAGUUCGUCCAGUGAGUCCACGGCGACGACUUCGAGUCCAGAGACCACCACGAUCUCCUCAACGUCCUCGGAAACGACCACAAGAUUCGCUCCGAUCGUCUUCCCCGGACCAACCGCCGGCACGGAGCAGCCCACAGAGGGACCUUUAUUUACGACCUUUAGACCAUUAGUCGUACGGCCGAUAACGAAGCCCACAUCCACUACACUGAAGCCCCAACCCACCACACCGAAGCCAAUAGCCACUACACUGAAGCCACAGCCAGACAGCUCCGAGGAAGUAACGCCAAGUCCGAGCGUACCUUCAACCUCUCAAAAACCGGAUUCUUCUUCAGAGGUGGGUGGAAGCGGCAGUGGUGAGGCAGAGGAGGGGAUACAGGAACAAGUGGACCAGUUACUGGAGAUGCUCAAGAAUGCAGACGCUAAGGACAUCUGUGGUAGGCCGGUCUAUCCUAUGCGCAGGAUCGUCGGAGGUGAGAAAGCCUUCUUUGGGGAGUUCCCGUGGCAGGUAUCCCUGAGGCAGUGGAGGCACGUCACCUUCCUGCACAAGUGUGGUGCGGCGCUGAUCAACAGGAACUGGGUCAUCACUGCUGCCCAUUGCGUUGAGAACGUACAACCAGAGGAGCUUCUUAUUCGCCUCGGGGAGUAUGACCUCGAGAAAUCGGAUGAACCGUAUCCGUUCCAGGAGAGGAGCAUUCAGAUUAUCGCCUCGCAUCCCCAGUUUGAGCCCCGGACCUUCGAAUACGACUUGGCCCUCCUCAGGUUCGAGAAGCCCAUUGAAUACAUGCCAAACAUCAUCCCUGUCUGCAUCCCUCAAGACGACUACUCCUUCCUCAACGAAACUGGCUACGUCACGGGAUGGGGCCGACUGUAUGAAGACGGCCCCCUCCCCUCUGUGCUGCAGAAGGUGACAGCGCCCGUCAUUGCCAACCGGGACUGUGAGCAAAUGUACAGGUUGGCAGGUUACGUGGAGCACAUCCCCAACAUCUUUAUCUGUGCGGGCUACGGAGAGGGCGGCAAGGACUCCUGUGAGGGUGACUCCGGUGGCCCCUUGGUGAUCGAGAGGAACGACAAGUGGGAUCUGGCGGGGGUCAUCUCCUGGGGUAUAGGAUGCGCCCUCCCCAACCAGCCAGGAGUCUACACCCGGAUAUCAGAAUUCAGGUCAUGGAUUGAAAAAAUUAUCGUGUUCUAGUUAAUGUGACUGACUGACGUAUUACCUUUGGAUUGACUGGUUGAUUGGUUGACUGGUUGAUUUGGUUGAUUGGUUCCCGAGUGCGCUUAAUAUUGAUUUAUUUAAUAUGAUUUUUGUUUGCAAGUAUUGUUUGUGUUUCUUUCUUUUUUCUUUUUUUUUUUUUUUGGUGGUGUGAUGCAAUGUUGUGAUGAUCUUGGUGUUGAUUUGUUUAACUGUCUAUCUAUUCACCUAUUUAUUUAUUUAUUUAUCUAUUUAUUUAUCUACAGUAUUCGUCCCCUUGUCUUAUAUAAAGUUUCGAUACUCUCUCUCUCUCUCUCUCUCUCUCUCUCUCUCUCUCUCUCUCUCUCUCUCUCUCUCUCUCUCUCUCUCUCUCUCUCUCUCUCUCUCGUUGUUAGCCAAGAUGAUGGGUCCUAAUAUGUUAGUUGUUGUUGUUUCUUGUUGUUAUUGUUAAUAUAUUCUCGUUUAUUUAUUAUAACUCUCUCACUGGUGAUAUAUACGACGUGCGUGUACGUGCGCGCGUGCGUGUGUCAUUGAUUAGUAAGAUACGAAUAUAAUUUUAGCGACCAGUAUGAAAUCACUGACGGAGUUUUAGUGAUAAAAAUAGAUAAAAAAAAAAAUAACCUUCCACUACUCGUACAUUCUUAUCACGAGGCUGAAAAAAAAUAACAGUGAACUUAGUAUCAAAUAAAUAUCCCAUGAAAGAUGAAUAUAUAUUAGGAAUUCACUGGAAAAAUAGACCUAAGAUGAAAAAAAAACAAAAACUAUCAUGACUUUUUUUCUGAAGGUGUAAAAGUGAGCUGUGUUUUAUGAGGAUCGAGUCCCACGUGUGGCUCUCCUUGUAGGUCUCGAUCCUCCUUUGUCUCCAGGGAAGGGUGUUCAAUCCCUUAUAACACUGGCAUUAGAUCGCAUGUUUCGUAAGAGGCCGCGAGUCUGUGUGUAUGUGUGUGUGUGUGUGUGUGUGUGUGUGUGUGUGUGUGUGUGCGUGUGGCGUCAUUCUUGUCAUCGCUUUUUCUCUAUUAUCAUUUGUUCAUUUUCAUCACAAUAAACGGGAGAAAAUAUUUUA